AUAUCAAUCUAUUAUCUAAGAAUAAUUAUAAAAAAACGAAUGAAAAAAUCACGGUGAAACCCAUGAUUGUGAGGAAACAAUGAGAUCAGGUGCGAGCCCGUAAAUAUUAAUAAACAUUUAUUUAAUUUGCCCCGUAUUUCCACGCUUGGAAGUGUUCGUGCGUUGUAAAAGGCGACCAGUGUUAUUUCGGCGCGUUGCUGAUAUUGUCCUUACGUCUCUUUAAAUGUGUGGGCUGGCUAUGUUUUAUUUAGGUCACGCCGUCGAAAUGUUGAACCGCACGUGAAAACCUCUUCGAAUCGUCCAGUUUUCCACGUCCCUCACCAUUAUAUAAUUAACAAGAAGUCGAAAAACCGAGCGUACUACAAUUUAAAGUCGGAGUGGAUUUUCAAAUCGCAUCGGUUUUGCCGCCAACGAAAUCAGAUGUUGAUUGUAUUUUCGUUGUAAUGUGCAGAAUCCGCCGAGCUGUGUGAUAUCCGCCAGACACCGAACGGCACGUCGAAAUCAUCCGUUUCGUGGUGGACGAGGCAUCGCGGAAAUCGGGGUAAUCACAGGAGACGUGUCCAGCCGCCCCCACCGACCUAUACCAUUUGUUGAUCGGGCCCUCGCCGUUCGGACGGUCCGCUGUCAGUGGGCUUUUUCAGCAUCGUAAAAUUCGGAAAACUGUGCGCCGCGAACGGGACGGUCGGGUGCCAACUACGGGCCGGACGCACCGAGCAUAUGUUUUAUUAAGCGAGAAUGUGCCCCGAUCCAAAGUAAAUGCCUUCGUUUACGCUCAUGAAUGAAUUGGAUAACGUCGCAUUGUAACAUCAAUGUUUUCUGGAGAUGGUGUGUAAGGAGGACGUAUUAUCAUGGUUUAAGGACUUGGACAGUUAUAAGAGAAUAGAUGUCUUGUACAACCUAUUAAAUAUGUGUCUUCCUUUCGAAUUGCGCUUUUUGGGCAGUUGUGUGGAGGAGAUGGGCAAGCAUACGUAUCAGGAGUUCAGGGGGCUCGCCAUAACCGCCAACGACCACGAGAAGCUAUCCAAAGACAGCACCUUCGAUGGUGGCUUCCAAGACAAGAAUGUGAGGCAUCGACUGGCACUCUAUCUGUCCCUGUUGUCGUCCCGUAACUACGCCGCCGCCAAUUUUUUAUACAAAAAGUUGUCCAGGACAGAUUUCGUUGAAGAAAUAGUGAAAGGACAUGUGCAAGAUGAACAGUUACACAGUGAGACUCUGUUGUUGUUUACUAUGGCCCUGUACCACCCUGCAUUUACCUUUGAACAGAAACAAUAUUUUGGACAGGUACUUAGUAGGCUAAUUGAUUUUAGUGACAGUAAAAACAGGAUAGCACCCAAACCCAGUAUGUAUGGUUACCCACCAGGGUUUGGAUAUCCCACUACUUCCAAAAAGAGCGCAUCCGAUACUUCAUCGUCUGUGCCAGUGAAAUCGGCCUCGACAAUGUGCUAUAGCGACUCGACGACGAUGCACCAGCAGCCCCCCGGCAUGCCGCAUCUGCAACCCCACUCCAUGGACUACAUUUGGACGCCGCGACCGGGCUUCCACUGUGCCGGCGCCCCCGAGGUACCACCGUUCCCGACCCAACCCAUAUCGCCGCAGUUGAGCCAGCACGGCUCACCGAACCAGAGCAGGAGCGGGUCACCUCUGCGGACGUCGCAGAUGCGUCCACCUCCCUCACAGAGCCACAUGUCGUCGAUCCCCGUCGUGUCGGCGGCCGUCCUGAGCGCCGGCGAGCCCAUGAUGCCGCAACAGCCGUCGCAACAGCAACUCACCAUCGAGACCCUCCCUCUGUUCACGGGAGAACUCAAGUUGUCCGAAGAUGAGCUUCCUUUGCCGUCCGUUUUGAGCGACGACGAACUGGUGGGCCUCAGACUGCCCGGCCAGUCGUUGCCGCCGCCGUGGCAGUCCCAGCCGCCGCAACAGCAACAGCAGACGGUGGUACCGCCGCCGCCACCUCACUACGGUCUCCAGAACGGGCUGCGGUACCCCCCGCCGGCAGCCGCGUUCUCGAAACCGCAGCAGCAACAGCGCGGCGGACUGCCGCCGCCCCUGGAACAACUGCACGUCCUCACGCUCGACGACCAGCUACCGCACCACUCAAACUCGUCGGCGGCCAGCGACAGCGGCAGCAGCCCGAACCGGACGCCGCCGGGCACCCCGUCGAACACCGUUGCCCCCGUCGCCCUCUCGGCCACCGUGGUGCCCACCUUGCCCCACGGACCGGGCAGGGGGAGCGGCGCCAGCAGCGAUUGCAAGGUGCGCAACGGCAUCCCAGUCGUGGCCGCGCCGCUGUGCGACACCACGUCGCCGCCGCCGCUGCCCUUCAACAGCUGUUCAGGCCCGUUCGGUGGCUACGGCCAGUUCCCGACCCGCUACCCGUACAGCAUACCGGGCCCGUACAGGUCGACGUUCACCGGCCAGUAUCCGACGUACACGGGACCGCCGCCCCUACAGCAGGGUGGCGCCGCCGCCCCGGCCGACAACGGCUCGUUCGCGUUCACCCAAUCGAUACCGUACGGCUCGUUGAUGACCGUGCCGUCGACCUACAGUCUGCCGUUCCCGUCGAGGAGCGUGCCGCCCGGUUGCUACAACUGCGGGGCGCACUCGCACGCCGGCGCCGACUGCACAGCACAGAACAUCGACGAGAUCACGCAGAAGAAGUCGUACCAUUUGGAUUACUCGCCGAUGACGGGGGACCCGGACAAAUGAUGCAGUGUGUAGGUGCGUGUGCCGCCUCCGCUACGCGUGACUAUACGAGAACGGUUCCCGUACUGGUUGUUCUUUUAUUUUAACAGAGAUCGUGUGUAACAUAGGCUGAAACUGUGUAAUUAUUGUAUAAAGUUUAGUUGAAUGCUUGAUUUUUACCAAAUCGUUUAAUCGUUCUGGAUAAAAAUGGUUUUUUAAGGACUUUUGUGCAUAUCUAGUGCCUCAGCGCUCGUGUCCUCGUUUUAUAUUUCGUGGAAGAAUAACACGUUAAACUAAAUCCUGUUGUCGGACGUACGGCUCAGUUCCAGUCAGUCUCUCUAGUCUAUUGGCAGACGUAGUUUUUAGAUGUGCGCAAACGCAAAAACAGUCUUGAGAUUUUUAUUUUACGUCCUACCCCCGGUCCCGAAUUCGUUGCACUGAUUUUUUUUUAUUCUAGAGCCUUUUUAUGGAAUCUCUUCAUUUUUCAUUAGUUUUAUGCCACUUUGUUUGUUUAAUUUUUGAAGUACUGCAAUACUUACUUAAUAUUUAUAAUUUUUUAGGGUCAUAUUUUGUUUGCUUUCAGUUUUUUUCCAUUACUUUUAUUUGUUAUCAAUUUCCUACGAUUGUGUUAUUACUUUUACCGUAUUUAUUGAGUUAAUUAAUUAAGAAUACGUACGUACAUAUAUAGAAUACAUAAAAUUGAGGCUCUUUUUUAUAUAAUUGAACAACAAAAUUUGCAUCAGUUUUAACUGAUUGGGUUUUGCUUGUGUGGUUAUAUCGAAAUAGUUAAGUCAGUGGAUUUGUUGAAAAUUAUGUUGUGUUGGUUCGUCUCACAUCUCAACGAUUGUAGAAACAUGAUAUAUUUAAAAAAAUAUUGAUGUAUAUAUUUUUGUAUUAAAGUUAAUUAAACUUGAGAAAGUAAUACAUUGUUUGUAAUGUUUAUUUCUCAAUACCAGAGACCAAAUAUCAAAAUUAUUUUUGCAUUUGUGAUAAAUUACGUAAUAUUGUUUGUAAAGUGAAAUCCACCUAGACACGAAUUGAUGCUCUGUAAGACAAAUUGUGAGUAUAAUUACCAAUAAUUAAUUUAUAAGAAUAUAUGUUGAUUUGUUGUGAUUUUGUUAUUACAUUAAAAAUGUCAAUAUUGUCUUUCUA
Molecule: messenger RNA, 3834 nt
Organism: Aethina tumida (small hive beetle)
Lineage: Eukaryota; Metazoa; Arthropoda; Insecta; Coleoptera; Nitidulidae
Product: zinc finger CCHC domain-containing protein 2
Exons: 6
Coding region: 823-2706 (627 amino acids)
Molecular function (GO): zinc ion binding; nucleic acid binding
Source: RefSeq, a predicted model, not a curated record